Molecule: messenger RNA, 458 nt
Organism: Saprolegnia diclina VS20
Lineage: Eukaryota; Oomycota; Saprolegniomycetes; Saprolegniales; Saprolegniaceae
Exons: 1
Coding region: 8-349 (113 amino acids)
Source: RefSeq, a predicted model, not a curated record
GACGGAGAUGGGUAAUCUCACAGCGCAGGCGCCGAUUUGGGUCAUUUCCAAUUCGGCGCCGCCCUUCGAACGCUCUUCCUCUUCGCUCCGUACUACAAUGGACACGCUCAACUUUAAGAUGCUGCAGCCGUCGACGACCUUCAACGAGGCCCACCGCGCGCUCUCCAACUUUCUCUGCAUUGGCUCGGACGAAGACACGCUCGACAUCAUCCAGGAGAUGAUGUUUAUGAAGAAGUCGUUCUCGAUCAAGCCGACGGUCGCGCUCUUCACGGCGCCCAAGGACAAGGCGCUGACCAAGGUCAUCGAAGAGGACGACGAAGAAGAGGAUGAUUCGGAAGACGAGGCGUGAAGAGACGCCCAGCCGUGUCCGUGUAGUUUAGCCCUAAUUAGAGUCCGUCGUCGUACUAGGAAGAAGAUGAUGGCGAGCGUCGUGCAACAAGAGAUCUAUUUAUCGCAUC